CUGGUGUUCAACAAAAAUUCAGGUCCGGUCGUUCGGCGGUGACUAGAGAAGAAGGACUAAAUACUAUUUACCUUUUCCUCACUCAACCUUUGUUCCUUUUUUUCACAUAUUCUCCUCACACAUUCCCUUACGAUGCCUUCAGCUCACGAUCCCAUCGUUGCGGUGCCUGCGAACGGCGCCGUGAACGGCACUACCAAUGGCACAAACGGCGACUCUCAUUCUCGGCCGCACACGCCGAUGACCGGAAUGGCGUUGACAGAGUACAGCGUCAAUCCGUCUACACCGUCUGAGGAGAAGCGGGCGCGUAUUAAGGAGAUUGUGCCUGACGAGUAUCUCCUUCCUACAGGAUACCCAGAUUACCUUCGUCUUAUCGCCAGCGCCACAUCCCGAGUCUACGAGGCCUGCAAGGUCACUCCCCUCACACACGCUAUCAACCUCAGCAACCGACUCGAAUGCAAUGUCCUCCUCAAGCGUGAAGACGAGCAACCCGUAUUCAGCUUCAAGCUGCGCGGCGCUUACAACAAGAUGGCACAUCUCGACCCAAAGAAGAGCUGGAAGGGUGUUGUGUGCUGUUCUGCCGGUAACCACGCCCAGGGUGUCGCUUUUUCGGCACGUAAGCUCAAGAUCCCUGCGACCAUUGUCAUGCCUGAAGCGACUCCUAGUAUCAAGCACUUGAAUGUUGCUCGUUUGGGCGGCCAUGUUGUGUUGCAUGGCGCUGAUUUCGAUGCGGCCAAGGAGGAGUGCGCGAGAAGAGAGGUGCAAGAUGGUCUUAUCAACAUCCCUCCCUUCGACGAUCCCUACGUUAUCGCUGGUCAGGGAACCAUUGGAAAUGAAUUGUUUGGCCAGGUUAACAUGGCCAAGGUGGAGGCUAUCUUCUGCGGUGUCGGCGGUGGUGGUCUCAUUGCCGGAAUUGGUCUGUAUGUCAAGCGCAUGGCUCCUCACGUCAAGAUCAUCGGUGUUGAAGCCCACGACGCCAACGCCAUGGCGCAGUCGUUGAAGGCGGGAGAGCGGGUAUUGCUCAAGGAGGUGGGCCUGUUCGCAGAUGGUGCUGCCGUCAAGAUUCCUGGAGAAGAGACAUUCCGCAUCUGCAAGGAGGUUAUCGACGACGUUGUUGAAGUGACGACCGACGAGAUCUGCGCCGCUAUCAAGGACAUGUACGACGACACCCGAUCUGGCCUUGAGCCCGCUGGAGCCCUCUCCAUCGCCGGUCUCAAGAAAUACGUCUCCCAGAACCCCUCAAACGACUCGAAGCGAAACCUCAUUGCCGUCACAUCAGGCGCCAACAUGAACUUUGACCGUCUGAGAUUCGUCGCUGAGCGUGCCACCAUGGGUGAGGGUAAGGAGGCUUUGCUUGCCGUGCAGAUUCCCGAACAACCUGGAGCAUUCUCCGAGCUCAUCAACAACAUCAUGCCCCAUGCCGUUACCGAGUUUACCUACCGAUACUCGACAGACGAAGUCGCCAACAUCCUCAUUGGUGUGUCUCUGACCGCUCCCGCCCACCAGCGAUCAGAGGAACUCCGCUCUCUCAUGGACCGCAUCCAAUCCAACAACAUGAACGUAACCGAUCUAUCACAAGAUGAGCUUGCAAAGAGUCACAUUCGAUACCUCGUCGGCGGUCGAUCCGGUGUUCCCAACGAGCGACUAUACAUGUUCACCUUCCCCGAGAGACCUGGAGCCCUCGAGAAGUUCCUCGUGACACUUCGACCCAAGUUCAACAUCAGCCUGUUCCAGUACCGCAACUACGGCGGUGAUGUGGGUAAGAUUGUUACUGGCAUCUUAUGUCCUGACGACGAGGUUCCUGAGCUGGAGUCAUUUUUGCGCAAGAUCGGAUACCCCUAUGAAGACUGCACCAACUCGCAAGUGUUCAAGACAUUCCUGCGUACUUAGAGCGAGUUGACGAGAAGGCAUGAAUAUCUGGGUAGUGUAAUAUUCGGCGUUAGGUUCAUAAAAGGUGAUGUCCAGUUCUGUAAAAGACGGCUGUUGUUAUUUGGGCCACAGAUUUAGCGAAUUUGAACGAAACGAUGUAGACUGGAAUUAUGUGCAUGGGACAUUCAAUAUAGAAAUGGACUGAAGAGUACACCUGAGC
Molecule: messenger RNA, 2086 nt
Organism: Fusarium oxysporum Fo47
Lineage: Eukaryota; Fungi; Ascomycota; Sordariomycetes; Hypocreales; Nectriaceae
Product: tryptophan synthase beta subunit-like PLP-dependent enzyme
Exons: 2
Coding region: 133-1887 (584 amino acids)
Biological process (GO): L-threonine catabolic process
Molecular function (GO): threonine deaminase activity; pyridoxal phosphate binding
Source: RefSeq, a predicted model, not a curated record